Messenger RNA from Fundulus heteroclitus (mummichog), 4606 nucleotides. Its product is annotated as serine/threonine kinase 11 interacting protein. The record is from RefSeq and is a predicted model, not a curated record. Lineage: Eukaryota; Metazoa; Chordata; Actinopteri; Cyprinodontiformes; Fundulidae. Gene Ontology annotation, molecular function: protein binding. Gene Ontology annotation, cellular component: cytoplasm. Bases 216 to 3779 code for a protein of 1187 amino acids. Gene Ontology annotation, biological process: intracellular protein localization. The transcript has 26 exons.
UCGGGGCCACCGUAGAAGCUCCAACUGACUCCCAUGUCACGUGACAGGAAAAAUGUCAACAUCACUGAGCUCUGAGCUGUGGAACCGAGGUUUAACCACUGUUGCGUCACGUUUUGCUGUAUUUACACGAAAUAAUGUGAAUUACCUUCCACUCCACUGAGUCAGAACUGUAUGUCAGCUGUUGUUUCUUCAGCUGUCACUGCGCAGGUUCCAGGAUGGCUGUGGCUCACCCAGGCCAGUCCUCCCUUGUGCACUGCUUGGCCACCCUACUUCGCAGUAAUGGUGACAUGGUUCUGGACGGCAGCAGCACACUGACUCUCCCAGCUUGCACACUGCAGCAGCUCACCAGGCUCUUUGAGCAGUACUUGCUGUCCAGGAGCCAGCAGCACGGCUUCUUGGCACUUCCCUCCCACCCGGCCGACACUUCCUCUCUGCUACAGCUGCAGUUCCUGUUUGACGUGCUGCAAAAAACAGUCUCUCUCAAGCUCAUCCACCCACCAGGCAUGCGACUGGAGUCAGCAGUGAAAAUCUUCCCUUUCAAGUCUCUCAAAUAUUUAGAGCUAAAGAGAAUCCCGCCACACCUCCUUGAGGGACUCCGAGGAGUUUAUUCCCAGCUCGAAGUCUUCACCUGCUCAAAGAGCCUCAGCUCCCUGGAGGAGCUGCUCUCUCUGUGCGGAGGUGACCUGAGCUCUGCACUGCCUUGGCUGGAGCUCCACACCCUGAAUUUCAGCUACAAUUCCAUCGCCUGCCUUGACCAGUCUCUGAGUUUGCUAAACGUCCUGAAAUCGUUGGAUCUAAGCCAUAACAAGAUUCAAGAGUGUGAGGAAUUUCUAAAGCCCCUGAGUGAACUGGAACACCUAAACCUAGGAUACAACUGCCUGCAGAGGGCACCAACGCUCGGCCACGCCGCCCGGGCCAAGCUGCACACGCUUGUCCUCAGGAACAACGAACUGGAAACCAUUAACGGUGUGGAACAGUUGUCUUCGCUCCAGCAUUUGGACCUGGCCUACAACCUGCUGCUGGAGCACUCCCAGCUCUCUCCUCUCUCCCUGCUGCACUGCCUCAGUACUUUAAACCUGGAAGGGAACCCGCUGUGCUUCCAGAAAACUCACCGUACCGCCACUGUUCGACAUCUGUCCCCAAAAGCUGCCAACCUCAGGCUCAGACUUGAUGGAACCCCGCUGUCCUAUGCUGAAUUAUCAGUUCUACCCAAAUCCAGUAAGUUGGUCAUCCAAAUACAGACAUCUGUGCCUCCUGUUUGGGAUCCACCUGAACGCACCAACCAGGAGCCUUCGAGUGGAGCGGGGGAGCUGAGCGACAGCCUGUCCGUGACAGAAGCCGGGAUGUCACGGUUUAGAAGGAAGAAAUCCAGAAGUAAGGUCAAAGUGCGGAGAGCCAGCAUAUCAGAACCAAGUGAUACCGAUUACGAGCCCAGGCCCUUUUCCUCUGCACAGGACAUCGUUCUUCCCCACCGACAGGAGAUCGAGCGCAUGUCCAGCUUCAGAGAUCAGCUGGGAGAGGACUGGCUGAGAUACCAGCACCAUCUAGAUGGAGGAGCACCCGCUGUUAUCCCCACGAGCCAGCCCGCUUCUCAGACUCUAACCAAUAGCGUCGAUGCCUCCAAAACACAUUUGCCUAAUGAUCCUCCUGCGGAGGUCCCGGAUGUUCUGCCACCGCCGCUCCUUUCCUCUGAGGCAAAGCAGCCGGACACAGAGUCCACGUUACAGUGGACUCAGCAGACUGAAUCCACUCUGGACGCCAGCAUUGUGGAUGGUCCAGCUGUGAAGCUGGAGGAGGUGAGCUCCCAUCAGUCGAGCCCUGACUCCCAGAGGUCUGCGAGGGCUUUGAGUGGAUGUAGCAACCAAGAAGAAGAAGACGGACUUGGAGUUGACCUGUGUCACCCCCUGCUGGUCGGAGUCCUGCUCAACGAAGAGGACGUUGACGGCGAAAGUCAGGAGAGGAAGACGAUGGAGAUGUUUUUACGCGUUAAACAGGGUUUACUGCUGGAGGUGGACAUGCAGCGCGGCAUGGAGAGGUGUCGGCUGGAGCUGGACAGCCUGGCCCGGGUCGAGACCACAGAGGCCGUCUGGACCCGAGAGGACAGGGAGGCUCUGUUCCCUGCUGUAGAGCUUCAUUUCCACUACAUCGUUAAGUCCAAGCGGAGGAGAUGCUACAUCCUGCUGGAUGAUGACCCGCAGCAGGCAGCGCAGGUUUUGACGGAUAUCUUGACCGCCGUGGCGGAGGAAAACCAGCGGCGGGAUUCUGGACUGGGCCCCGGCUGCGCUCGCCUGCAGUGCCUUCGCUGCAGGUCCGAGUUCACCUCCCUUGUGCCAGCUGGUGAGGAGGAGGAGGAGGAGGAUGCUGGAGGAGAAGGGAGGAGGAUGCGACCGGCUGGUGGGGAAGGAUGGUACGGGGAGGAGCAGACAGAGGCUGAUUAUAAUCCUGGCUGCUCAGGAAAACCUUGUGUUUGUCCAGAAUGUGGCAGUGACCAUGUGGUUCAAGUGGCUGAACAGACGGCUCCUCUCAGCAGUACUCCCAUCAGUCGAUCUCCAAGGCCUGAAAGCGAAGAAGAUCAUCUGGAUUUUACCCAGAGCCCUCACAGUGCAGAUAAGCUUGAUGAUGCAAAGGAACCUAUAAGCAGUAGUCUCAUCCUGGACACCGCCAUCACAUCAGUGGAUCCGAGUUUCGUCACAGCCCAGGGAACCUCCUUCUUUAUUGGGGAGGCUUCAGAUGACACCAGCAGCCUCUCCUACAAUACUGAGUGCCAAAGUAAAGAGGACCUGGCUGGAAGCUACCACUACUCCAUCACAGGAGCUACACCACCUCCAGCCGAACCCACAGGGCCAUCAAUCUCUAAGGAUGACUUGGAUCUGUUGUCCGAGGACUACGAGUGUGUGGACCAUCGGCUGAAGCUUUUCUUGGAUGUGGAGGUCUUUGAAGAGGAAGAGGAGCUUCACUCUUUCCUCAAGAUGUCAGCUGUAAAAUUUGGGGAGUUAGGGGAGGUUCCCUCGCUGUUGGUUGUUUCGAACCAGCGGUUAUACUUUCUGGAAAUGACGUCAGAUGGGCGCAGUGGCCCGCUCGCUGAUUGGUUGCAGAAGAAGGAUAGCUACCCAAUCUUGGAGCUCAGCUACCUGGAGGUGGGACUGGGCUCCCAGAGCAUCCACAUGGAGUUUGCAGAUGGAGGUGUGGCCUAUACUCUCCUCGUCAGGGACAGCGUGCGCUGCAAGCGCUUCUUCGGCCUCCUAACAGGAAUCGUCCGUGAGAUGGCCCACAAAUCGGACAGCAAGCUGCAGUCCAUCUCCACCACCAGGCUCUCCGCUCAGCACCACCUCUGGCCUCUUGUGUGCGAAGACAUCCAGGCAGAUGUGGAGGACGGACAGCUGCAAUUCUUCUACAUCCUGGCUUUUGUCCUGCGAGAGGAGAUCUGGUCACCUCAGACAGUCCUCGCAACCCGAGAAACCCUCUACCUCCUGGAAGAAGAUCACCAGUGGAGAAAAACCAGCCCAGCAUCAACUGAAAACAGUGAACCGCGCAGCGGUGCUGUCACCGUGUUGGAAAGUCUUCCAAUCAGCUGCGUGAGCUCCGUUCUGCUGUGGCCCUCGGAUCAACUCAGGAUGGACAUUAACCUGUAUGACGAGACUGUGAAACAGGAGAAGACGUGGUGCAUGCGCUCACAGAGCACCGAGCUCCUUCAGGGUCUGUUAUCCUGGGUCAGGGCACAGUGGGAGGCCAUGUUCGGAGUCAAGCUGCAAACAAGUCUGCAAGACGACCCAUCGUAAUGGACACAUAAAAAAACUACAAUUUUAGGCUUUAUUUCUGUGUGAGUUGUUUGAGGGUGUGGGGGGGGGGGGGGCUGUGAGCAUGAGCCAUUCUGCAUCUUUGUUUUCUCAGCACUCAGUCUGGUCCCAUUAUGCUUGUUGCUUUAAGCCAAGAGCUUGGAAAUGAUUGCAUUCAUUCAUGUGGUACACAAGCCUGUAAAAAAAAAAAAGACUGCUUGCAUAAUUUUUCCUCCAGAAAAAAAAAACCCCAUCCCCAGUGACCAUUUCUACUGCUGAAAUGAAGUGUGCCUUGUUUCUUUGUGAAGAUGCGAUGUCCCCGUCUUGUGAUGCACCUAAAUGCUCGCUGUAUUGUUCCUAAAUCACCUGUAGCAGUAAGCAAAUGUAGGGCAGAUUACGUCGUCUCGGGUUAAUGGUAUUAACAUUUUAAGGAGAAGUAAGCCGAAGAGUUAUCCACCCUUCAGACAGAAUCUCUCCUAUGAGUUGAGGCGUCACACGCUGAACUCGAGGCUCUCAUCAAGGUAUCCCUCAAACAUUUUGACUCCAAUUCUUAUAGUUUGUCAAAAUGUAAAUGGUAGCAGCAGUUUUAUUUAUUUAUUUUUUUGUAUGUUUUCAGAGGACAUCAGACACUCAGCAAAGCCAUAUAUAAAGUUUAAAAUGUUCUUCACAGAUGUGUGGAUUUGAGUUUAUGUUUCCACUGUGAUGUGAGAUUAAAUAGAUCAGGAAAAAUCUAAGCCAACUCAAAUCUAAAUUUAUGUUGUUACUUUUUGACUUAAUGCAGAAUGCUGACUUUUAUUUUUCUAUAAAUGUCUCGUGUGGAUAAAAAAAAA